Patiria miniata (bat star) is the source of this 2152-nucleotide messenger RNA. RefSeq names its product minichromosome maintenance domain-containing protein 2-like (gene mcmdc2). Gene Ontology annotation, molecular function: DNA binding; ATP binding; single-stranded DNA helicase activity. The transcript is spliced from 21 exons. Lineage: Eukaryota; Metazoa; Echinodermata; Asteroidea; Valvatida; Asterinidae. The record is from RefSeq and is a predicted model, not a curated record. The coding region runs from base 1 to 2085 and encodes 694 amino acids. Gene Ontology annotation, biological process: double-strand break repair via break-induced replication.
AUGCAAGAUCAAUUCAGCGACUCACAAUUGCAACUUCAGGAAUCUUCCUUAAAGUACUUGGACAAAACGCAACAACUUGAAAAGCUGAAAAAAGAAUGCCUGGCUCACAGUGAUAGCAAAGAGAGUACAAUAUAUCCGUUCAUCAUCAAAAUUGAUUGUACAGAGAUAACUGAAAUUGAUGCAAUCCUUGGAAAUGUAGUACUACAUCAGCCUCAAGAAGCAAGAAAGAUUUUCCAGGAGGUCUGCUAUGUCAGCUUGACGUCUCUGAAUUUGCUGCCUGCUGAAGUGACCUGCAGUCAAGUUCUUGUGAAUUUGCAGCUAUUAGAUUUACCACACCUAAAAAGUUACCAAUUAAGCACUGCAGAAUUGCUUGGUUGCAAGUUUGACUCUCGUUUCUACAAAUUUGCCGGGACGGUGUGCUCCAUUUCGUCCCCCAUAAAGUAUUCACGAUGUGCCAAAUACAGAUGCCCUGAGAGCAAAUGCUACGGUGCAGCAGAUAACUUCUACAUCAGGUGUCACAUUGAGGGGGCUAAAGAGCAGCAAACAGUCAGACGGGACUUUAACUGUGUGUACUGUGGGUCGAUUUUAAAAGAAGAUGUGACGUGUCGAGUCUUAGGAGAGAGAGUGACUGUGCAGAUGGUAGAGGGGGAUGUCUUUCCUCUUCAGCGUCAAGAUGGAGACACACACUCGGGGAGAUACUGCCAAUCUGUCACCGUUAUGUUGAGAGAUGAGUUCUUCAACAUGCAAUUGGGUGGCUGCUACUGUGUGAUUGGAAUCCCAGUCAAGGAAUUUACUGGAAAUUCUUCGGUCUCUGUAAUGAUUGAGGCAAACAACGUUUUCAAGAUGAAACCAAGGAUUCCAACAGAGCCAAGAAUCCAUCUGUCAGAAACCUUGAGACAGCUUUUAGCAAACAGGGCCCAGUCACCGUGGAGCUUCAGUGCCAGUCUAGCUUACCUCUUUGCUGAGGGGGUCACUCCACCAGGCACCUAUCACCGCCUCAAGCUGUGCAUACUUCUCAGCAUCAUUGAUGCCACCUCCCGAUCUUACAAAAACGACUCCCAGGGUUUUCUAGAUCUAGUGGCUGUUGGUGCUGAUUCAAAUCUAAUCCGGAGGUUAUUGAUCUACGGUGCAUCCUAUGCGCGGAGAGCCAUCAUUCACAGUGGCAGUCAACCCCUGCUUGCCUCCCUCCACAGAGACCCCAGUGGCCCAGGUUGUUAUACUAUCGACGGUGGAUCCACAUUGUUAGCACAUCAAGGUGUUUGUGUGCUGGGGGAAAUAGACAGCCUGAAAAGAGAUGCUAAACAGAAGCUUCAAAAUGUGCUGGAACACAGAGUCAUCCAAAUAGAUCUACCAAGACAAUUAAGUAGUGGAUCAUCCCAGCAGCAAUUAUUCCCUGUGGAGUGUAAUCUGUGGGGCUAUGCAAACUCUUACAAAACUCAGGAGGUUGAUGAGGAGUCUUUAUUUUCUGCCUCUGAAGUCAAGAGGACUCCGAAGCAAUCUAUUGUGGAGAGUUUCCCCAUGGUGUUAGUGUGUGAUAGCCCAAACCCUACCAUGAAUGAGCACGCAGAGCUAAAUAUCAUCAAGCAGACACUACUAGGAGCAAUGGCAGACCCGGAUCAGCUGGGCGGUCGGAAAUCAAUCAUCGGUCCAAGUGAAAUUAAACAGUUCCUUGAAAUUGCCUCUGCCACAACUGUGGAGUUUUCAGCACCAGCAAAGCAGCUGCUGAAGGGUUACUUCGUGGGGAGCAGGCGGGUGCGUUCAUCUGGGGUGCAUGGUACUCCAUUUCCACCAAUGGCACUUCAGACUCUAGCUUGUAUGUCAAGGGCACUUGCUAAACUCAACCUGAGAAACACAGUUCUUGAAGAGGAUGCAGCCUUUGCGGUGCUCCUAUACGAAGAGGCGGUGACAGCAAGAUAUGGAUACUCCAUCUUGAAUAUCCAGAGUAAGCCACACUUCAGGGAUGGCAACAUUUCAGAGCACUUGGGACCAGAGAAUGAUGCCUUCAUGAGGAGCUUCAUGACCCGACUGUCGCGGUUCUGUCGCUCCCAUGUGCCAGAUUUUAACAUGUACGAGUCGGAGGAUUAACACGGAAAUAAAUACUACCUGAGCCCCUGGAGAUACCACGAGAGUGCAUUCCCGUGGCAAUUUGUUA